GAGCCUGGCUCGACGCGGCGCUGAACGGCGAGCUGGUGGCGGGGCUGCCGCCGAGGGCUGGAGCACGGGGCGUCGAGAUGCUCGAGGUCGAGGUCGCCUACCAGGCGGACACCAUCGACAGAUUCAUCAAGGCCCGGCAGGUGGGCGCCAGCGACACGUACUUCUCAUGGUGCAGCGCCAACAAGUGCGGGACGGUCGCUCCAGCUGGCGCUGUGGUCGAGCACUUGGACAUGUGGCAGGUGAUGGGCCCCAGCGGGGUG
This is a messenger RNA of Prorocentrum cordatum, 260 nucleotides long. The record is from the annotation of a GenBank genome assembly. Lineage: Eukaryota; Dinophyceae; Prorocentrales; Prorocentraceae.